Messenger RNA from Nematostella vectensis (starlet sea anemone), 1523 nucleotides. RefSeq lists its product as uncharacterized. NCBI's taxonomy places the organism in Eukaryota, Metazoa, Cnidaria, Anthozoa, Actiniaria, Edwardsiidae. The record is from RefSeq and is a predicted model, not a curated record. The transcript has 2 exons. Bases 684 to 1514 code for a protein of 276 amino acids.
CGCACUGAAAAAAUAUUAUUUGUGCCUUGAAAUAGCACCUUUAUCAUUGCGACUCGAAAAUAUGUUUAAGCUAUUUGUAAGGAGAUUAAUUUCAUUGAUGUCCAUAUAUGUCCUUACUAAGAUAAGUAAUAUGGUACACGUUUUAUACUUAUGUCCUGCGCUUUAUGCUCGCAAGACAGUUUAGCAAUAUUUAUUCAUUUGCCUCAUAAUUCACACAAAAAACCAAAUAUCUCAUUUUUAGGCUUCUCCUGAAUCCGAAUCAGAUGAACAGACGCCACUCACCAGGAAAGAAGUCAACGGGGCUCCAUUCCAGCCAUCCACCCAAAUAUCCAAUGUCGGCUCAUCACAGACACUCGAUGAAAUUCAAGAAGAUGAUAUAACGUUGGCGAAAAACCUCUUAUGUCAACUAGACAAAGGCAAGUGCCGAAGGCAAGUGUCGAAGAGAUAUGCUCCUCUCGGGUCGUUAAAAGAAUAUCUACACGAUUGGAAGCCAUGCAUAAUUCUUUGAAGAAUCAACGCACCGCAGUUCUUUGGUUGAGCUAUAUGUGAAUGAUUGACAUCUUACAGAAAUCUAUCAAGGCAGAGAGAACAGGAAACUGGGACCUUCAUCUCCAAUCGGUUUUGGAUAUGCUACCCUACUUUGCUGCCUCUAUGCAAAAUCCACUUAUAUCUAUCUCCAGAAGAUGAGAGAACUAGAGGCAAAACAUCCGUCUGUGUAUGAAAGUUUUCAAGAAGGGUUUCAUGUGGCCCGUAGAAGCAACAGGCACUGGGCGGGACUGUCAACCGAUCUAAUGAUCGAGCAGGUGUUGAUGCGUAGCGUUAAAACGAGUGGAGGACUGACCCGUGGGAAGGGAUUAACUGAGACGCAGCGCUUGGUCUGGCUUAUGUCAAUGCCUGCUUGCGCGGAAGUAAAUGAUGCAAUGCAGAGCCUUACUGGUGUGAGAUACCGCACGAGUGAGCAACAUAAAGAUUCAACUGAAGCGAGGAAGGCCCGGGGCUACGAAGACACACUUGUAGUACUCGACUUCUUAACAGAAAGAAAUCCAUUUUCACAGGAUACUGCGCUGCGAUGUAUUACAACCGGGGUGACAGCAGAAGAGCAACUGAUACUGCUAUCAAUGAAAGGCAAGAACACAACUGAAUAUACCUUCCGCAAAAAGGAGGAGGCAGUAACACUGGCUUCAAAAAUAUCCGUCAAAGUUGGUGAUUCCACCAUUCAGAUCGACCCCCAGCUUUUAUUCCAAAGACUUAGCUUCGUAGCAACUGGUGGAAACUAUGGCGAUCCUAAGGCAUUUUUUGAAUAUGAGAUGUGCAGUUUCCCACCCUUGUUAUUUGAUUCGUCUCUUCUUCUAAGAAAAGCUAAGAAACCUGUUCUCGCUGAUGCAAUCUGGGUGCGUACUAAAGACCAUCAAACUUCACAGCCACCAUCCCGACCUAUACACUAUGUACUAGAUGGCGGAUCGCUCCUUCACAGAAUCCCCUGGCCCAGAAAUGAGACUUUUGUCCGAUCUUAGGUCCGAUAU